Molecule: messenger RNA, 3520 nt
Organism: Nomia melanderi (Alkali bee)
Lineage: Eukaryota; Metazoa; Arthropoda; Insecta; Hymenoptera; Halictidae
Source: RefSeq, a predicted model, not a curated record
GUACGGUUAACAGGUUAAUGAAAGUAUAACAAUACUCGUAUAAAAUAGACAAGAAAUUGCUAAAUUUUCAUAAACAUCCGCAGUCCAUUUAUUUAAACAUAGAAAAAGAUAUUGCCACUUCACCUAAAGCUAUGAUAAAUAAACAAAAGUUUCUUCUAGGGGAAAACAUCUUAUGUACAUAACCUAUAAACUGCACGCACGUCUCUUAUAUAAAGUGAAAAAUAGAUGCAUCCAAUUUUCGAUUAAUUUAUAUGUGACGCAAGUAUGCACUGUGUUCAACGAACAAUCAUAAUUGGUACGUAAUACGUGGUGUGACACUCGCGGAAAAUAAAUUUAUGCAUUAUUUUUAUUUUGAUUCUCAAUGAUGGAACAGAGGUAAGUACAAUCGAUUAUUCUAGUCGAGUUAAUUAACUAUCGUAUAUCCUGCAAGUCGAUUCUUACUAUCGAUUCACGUUUUAAAAGUCUGUACAACUCGGGGUUAGAGCAGAUUACAAUAAACACGCAAUUUUCUCCAGGAACGUAACACGAUGCAGAAAUAUACGCUUUAACGAAGAUUCCUUUUAAAGUAGUAACUGUAAUUAUAUCUAUUUCAUAUUUUACUGAAAUAAUAUCUAAUUUAUUAAAAGAAACAAACUACAAUACAUAUUACUAAUAAUUUUAUACACAAUAACGAAAUAAUCGUCAAUAAUUCUGCGUUCGAAUAUAGUGCAAGUCAGUACGAUCCUGCUCGCUAUCAAACGGACCAAUAAGAGAACCACCACGUGAUAUUAUAUUGUCGCCAUUGUUGUUAUAAUUUGCGCUAAUCGUAAGUUGAAUAAUGGCAAACUUCAGUACGAUUAUCUUUGACUGGAAAAUUGGCUAUUAACACUGGAAUCAUUUAAAUAGUCGACCAAAUAUUCAUCGCUGGAAUUGCCCGAUACUUUGAAUAUCAGUAAACGAAAUCAAUUUUAUUCUUUACCAUCCGACCGUCAUAGACGACGGAUCAUUUGCAUACUCGAGCGCAUCUCGUCACCUUGUUUCUUCUCCACUCUAUAGUGGUCUUCGAAUCUUUCCAAUUGUGACCCAACACGCAGGAGUCAUAUGUUGCAGCGUGAUACCCGGUAUAACCACAACAAAUUAAAGCCAGGAACUUUGUGUGAAUCGUUAUAUUCAUUUAAUUACCAUUUAUUAACGUAAUUACAUAUUUUUUAUGGAUAGUAGAUAACGAUUGCCAGUCGAUUUGCGAAUUACGAAAGAGUUCAUUCACGGCGGCGAUCUCACGCGAUGCCACGAUCAAGCUCGCCGCUUUCGACCGUGUUCUACGCGCCGCCGGAAGAACAAGGAAAGGAAGACUCAGGAGUAGGAGCCGCGGCGCGUAUCCAGCCACUUUCAUUGUUAUUCGAUCUGCCUUACUCCGAAGGUGCAACCUAAGGACCCUCUUCUGUUCUCGGCUCCCGGAGAAACGACGGGAUCCUUCUUAAAUUUGUUGUGGCCGAUGAAUCGCGCGACCGAGUCCACCGCUUUUGCAUCCAGUUCAACGGAGUCUUCUUAUUCCUCUACGCUUUUUAUGCCUGCUGUUACAAUUAUUCUUUCUAUUAUCUUGUACAAGAGUUCUUUGCUGCGAGGUGAUGUUGGAAUUCAAGUUAUCCACGACGUUGUUGCUGGUGGUUUCGUCGAUCAGCUUCAUUCGCGCGAACAUUGCUAACUGGGAAGCCUGCGGUGGAAGGUUGGAACGCGCCUUGGAUGCACUCCACAGAGAUUCUAGCAGAAGGAACAGACUGGAAAACGAGGAAUCUGGCGCCUCUUAUCAGCAAGAACUUCGUUCUGCACCACUUGAGAUGUCAGUCUCCCGGAUUGCUGUUAAAUUGCCGCAAGGUGCUAGAGAUGUCGAAUCUCCUUGGGCCAGAGUGGAAAAAUGUGUUUAUGAACCUAACAACAAUUCUCUCCAAACUCGUGUGAUGUUCAAUGACCUCUCAGUCUCUGGUUUGGUAUCGUUGGUGCCCAGAGAUCAUCAACCACCGAUCCCAGCUGAAUCCUGUAGGAUGAGUCUGCGAUUAAGGCGCGCAGGAAUUGAUUUUCUAACCAGCCCAAUCGCUAGAGGCAGAGGACAAAUGAGAAUUCGUACCGAGUCCAGUUUCCUGGAGCCGAGAUUUGCUUCUAUUUAUGCUUACGGUUGUCACACUAGGCGUUUAGACAAACAGAUUAAGAGACAAGACAAAUGGCCACCAUUUUAUCAUCCCCCUCGGGAUGAAAUAAAUACGUAUACUACGGUACCUUUAAUACAAAAUGACGACUACGAUGCAGCGGAACCUCGACAACUAAUAGGCGUUUCGAAAGAAGUAGAUGUUGUCAUACCGAACGAGACUCGUCAUUCUCGUUUCCUGAGUUCACCGGUUUCAAAAUUGGGCAUCUGGCGAAAGAACGUUUGGCUGACCAAGUCACCGCCACGGGACAGGAGAUCCAUUCCCGAAUCUAAUGUCCUCGAAGGCACUUCGAGCGUUCGUCGCUUUCCAGGAACUUUCGAAAUUGGCCAGGAAGCUGGUGAUCAAAACAGCAGGAUCUCUAGAUCCAUGGAGACGAUCACUCCAAAGGAUUUCGCAACAGCGCUGUCCGACAAGAGAUUAAGAACAAACGAAACUAACAAUUGUACUGACCAUCAAAACAGCUUAGAGAAUAAAACGGAAAGUUUCUUGGGAACCUUGGAUGACAAUCAACCAAAGAACAAUUUCAAAAGAGAAAAUAAUUAUCAAAAUAGUGAAGACCCCAAAGAGACCAGACAGAUAUAUCCCGAUGAAAAUCUGGACAGUAUAUUUUCACUCGACUUAGACAAUGAUAGUAGAGGAUGGCAGUCCAAAGAACAUGUAGCUAGAGAAAUGGAGGAUGUGUUUCUCAGAGGUGCUAGCCAGGCUUUGACUAGGUUUAUUGAGCGACAACUGCAUCCAGCUAUCAAAGAAACUUUAAUGAUUUCAAUGGGGUAUACCAUUAGCUAUGGAUAACAUACCCUAUGCUGUUUCCAUUGUUAGUAACUCUUAGAAAAAUUUGUAGUCAAGCACAAGUUAGGGACAUUGUGAAAAUUCGAGUGAAAUCGGAAUCACGGAUUUUAUAUUUGUCUAGUCUUGAGAACAAUAAAAUUCGUUGAAUUAAACUCUGUUUAAAAAAAUCCGGGUGACAGAUCAUGGAACUGACGUACGGUCUUAUUUAUUUAUAUUAUGUACAUACAUCUCUAUUUUGUUCAAUAAGAUCUUCUCAUAAAUUUCUUUUACUUAAGAAUGUAAAUUUCCUUCUUGCAAAAUGAGUGAUUAUAUGCCUUUUGAGCGAAGGAACUAUGUUAAGAAAUAUUCAUUAUAAAUGAUUUGUCAUCCUGUUGUAGUAUUUGUACAUUAAAUCUAUCUGUAGUCUGUAUUGUCGCAUAUAAAAUUUUCCGUACAAUGCACAAUUUACUUCUUUAAUCUACACACUGUUAAAUUGAAUAAUUCAUUGUUUAGACCUCAUUUGUUCAAGCAACGAAUACACUACAAUUUUGAAAAUGUAUAUAUAGUAA